AUGCAGAAAGUUAAACUUACUAACCAGACCACCAAGUGGUCGUUAUUUCUAAUGCUUUCUCAGACAGACACUGAUCAUCUUGUAUCGAGGAUUUAUUAUAUAUCAUACAAACCAAUUAUAAGAAUGGAAACCGUACCGACAACAUCCAACAGUACUGCUACUGACAGGAUCAACAGUGCCCUGGCUACACUCCGGAGUGAUAUGCUCGACCUCAGACAACAAGAUGUCCAGCUGAUGCAGCAGCUUAUGUCGAUCAACGAAAACAUACAGACGCUGACCAAACGAAGGCCUAACUCUGGAAGGCAACGAAAAACGAAAUACACGAUUAAAGGACGACGAAAAUUCAUCAACCGAAGUGAAUCUAUUCCAGAAGAAGAAUCGAGUUCGGCAGACUCUGACAGUGAUGAAAGUCUGACCGGUAUUGAAAAUUAA
Messenger RNA from Ylistrum balloti, 432 nucleotides. RefSeq lists its product as uncharacterized. The record is from RefSeq and is a predicted model, not a curated record. The transcript is spliced from 3 exons. NCBI's taxonomy places the organism in Eukaryota, Metazoa, Mollusca, Bivalvia, Pectinida, Pectinidae. The coding region runs from base 1 to 432 and encodes 143 amino acids.